GGCGGCGGCCGGGCCAUGGCCCCUCAGCAGCCCCGGCCCGGGCCCUACGGGCUUUCCGCUGCCGGUGGCGGCUCCGAGGCCCUCAUGCUGGGGGACGGCCCCGGCGGAGGACCCCGCUGGGAAGGGGGGGGGAAGCGGCGGAGGCGGCGGUGCUGCGGGCCGCUGUGGGGCAGCGUGGCCGUCAUGGCCAUCGUCGCCUUGCAGAUCGCCUCCACCACCGGCCUCUUCGUCUACUUCACCAUGGCCAUCUCCAAGCUCAAAGCCCAGUCACAAGGGAGCCUGGAGGAGCUGAGGUGCCUGCAGCUCAUCAACCAGCAGCAGGAGGGCUCCAACCUGGAGGAGCUGAUCAGCGACCAGUCUUGCCUCAAGCUGGCCAACACCAUCAAAGCCUACGUGGCCGUGGUGACGGAGAACAUGGCCCACAGGAGCGUGAAGGAGGCGCAGAAGAGCUACUUCAAUACCUCGGAGGGACAGGUUCCUCCCAAAACACCUGGCAAACCCUCAGCACAUCUCACCCUCCGCCCGCAGAGCCUGGCCCUGGAUGGGAUCUCCAAGCGCUUCGGGAACCUCUCCCAGUCCUGCCGCCACGCCAUCGCUCGCUGGGAGGACGGCACCAUCCACUCCCACCUGCAGAACAUCACCUACCGGGACGGCCGGCUGCGGGUCAACCAGGCGGGCAAGUACUACGUCUACUCCCAGAUCUACUUUCGCUACCCCAGCGAGGGGGCCAGCACCCGCCUCUCCGGCCCCCAGCUCGUGCAGUGCAUCAACUGGAAGACGUCCUACAGCCAGCCCAUCCUCCUGCUCAAAGGGGUCGGCACCAAGUGCUGGGCACCCGAGGCAGACUACGGCCUCCACGCUCUCUACCAGGGGGGACUGUUUGACCUCAAGGCCGGCGAUGAGCUCUUUGUCUCGGUCUCCUCGCUGGCUAUUGAUUACAACGACGCAGCAGCCAGCUAUUUCGGGGCCUUCCGGCUCGACCUGUGACUGCCUCCUCAUCCUCACGCCUCCCCUGUGCCCCUGCCGUGUCGACUCUUCUGUGCGGCCCAGGGCAGCAGCUGUUAUUUGAGCUGCUGCUGAAUGGAGAGCCCCUCCUGGUCCCGUUGCCUUCACUUGUAUGGGACAGCAGCCACAUGGCCGGGGGGCCUGGCGCAGCGUCGUACCCUGCGUGUCUGCUGGAGCUGGGUGAGGCUGCAAGAGCCACACCACCAGUGUACCUUGUAACCACCCCCCCGACCCUCCACAGAGCAGAGGCACAGGGUCACAGCCACAAAUGUGAGACCGGUUCUCCCUGUGGAAGGACAACCAACCCCCUGCAACUCUGCAUCCACGUUUGGCACAGGCAGGCCCAGCAAACCAGGCUGCGAGGCUCCGGGACCCUGAGCUGGAGGCGUUUGGGGCAGAAGUCAGGAUUAGCAGAGAGCAGUGGCACGGUGAGCACUGCUCCGGGGCUGCCCGCCGCCCUGACAGCCUGAAGGCACAGGGCAGCUCCAGCACCCACUUCCAGAAAGCAGCAAAGGAGUUUCAUUUCAGGCUAGUUAGCAACCUGGGCCAGUGCCAGCUAUCAGUUUCUGAGGAGCCAAAGAGCAGGGCACAGAGCUGGACUAAUUACCAGCACAAACAACCACACCCAGGCACGUGGCAGAGACGCGCACCUUGCCUCGGUGGAUUAGACGUCCUCAAUGGCACCGCAUCCACAGAGCCCAGGGCACAGCACGUCUUGCUCAGCAUCUUCUCUCCACCUCCAAAUAGAUGUGAAUGCAUCACACCGAGAGUGCCACACCACCAGGAGCCCAGGGAAGCCCGUCAGAAGAGCAGAAAGCUGGGGGAGCUUCAGCCCCUGGCCCCCUGGCCUGGUCCUCAGCAGCUGGCACAAGCACCAGCACCCGCAGACCCCCUCAGGUGCUUCUUCGUGGCCCACCCAAACCCCUGACAGUGCUGAGGAGAUGCUGAACCCCCAGAUCAGCUGCUCCUUGGGAACAGCCUGGCCUGGGGCAGCUCCCCAUGAGCCUUGUGUGAGAGCAGCGUGCUGCACAGAGGGGUGCCCAGCCCCCUGAUGCUAAGCUGUGCUGCAAAUGAGCUGGUCCAGCCUGCGGGACACGGUGCAGCUCAGACGGACAGUGCCAAGCCAAGGUGCUUCUGACCUUUGGGUUUUGUUCCUCCCAGCCCUGUUGGGCCAGCACAGCUGCUCUCCUGCUCACACCAUGAGCCUUCACGGUUGUUACCCUCCACAAUUUCAGCUCAGGCCAUGCUUGAGCCCAGGCAGCAGCAGCAUGGAGCCGAGCACGGACAAGACCAAACCCCCGUUGUUAAACCCCCAGGAUGUGACGGACACAAAAGACGUGUUGAAGCAGAGCAUGAUAGAGCUGGCUUGGGCACUGGGGUGGACGCAGCCCACUUUUGUAAUUACUUGUGUACUCUGUAUCAUAUUAAGACUGUUGGCGUGCAAGUUGUUCUGCACGGACAGGCCAGCGGCACAGACUCCCACAAAGGAUGCAAGUACCCCUGCUGCCAGCACAGCUCUGGGGUGGGGGUCUCGGUGCCUGUUUAAAUAAAUCCUGUACUCCAGCA
Molecule: messenger RNA, 2571 nt
Organism: Anas platyrhynchos (mallard)
Lineage: Eukaryota; Metazoa; Chordata; Aves; Anseriformes; Anatidae
Product: tumor necrosis factor ligand superfamily member 10
Biological process (GO): immune response
Cellular component (GO): membrane
Molecular function (GO): tumor necrosis factor receptor binding
Source: RefSeq, a predicted model, not a curated record